AAUACCGGCGAUAAAAUUGCCAGUAGUAAAUAGUUUACUGUUUGUAUCAGUCGUUUCAUAGUGGGAUUUAACAUGGCUUUACUUACAAUUACUGCGUUUGUUAUAUUUGCAUCCUUGCUCUAUUUUUGGGUUAAACAUAAAUAUGCUCACUGGGAGAAGAAGGGGAUCAAGUCCCCGCCAGUGGUACCUUUCAUUGGACACUUUGGAAGAAUAAUUACAUUCAAGGAAUCAAUAGACGGUUUCACAAAGAGGAUUUACGAAGACUUUCCGAAUGAGCCAGCCGUGGGGACCUACCGGUGCCUGACGCCCGCCGUGGUGCUGCGGGACCCCGAGCUCAUCAAGCAGGUCAUGAUCAAAGACUUCCCCGUGUUCGAGGACCGAGGAAUCAGGGCUCUGGACGACCCCAUCAACGACAACCUGUUCGUGGCCGAGGGCGAGACGUGGCGCAUUCUGAGGCAGAAGCUGACGCCGAUAUUUACUUCCGGCAAGCUGCGAAACAUGAUGCCACUGAUAGAUAAAUGUGUGGGGGAGUAUCUGGAGUACGUGGACGGGCUGGUGGCGCGCGGCGUGGACCACGAGGUGCGCGACCUCUCCUCCAAGUACACCCUCGAGGUCAUCGGCUCCUGCGCCUUCGGAGUCGACAUGGACGUCUUCAACGAGAAAGAAAACAUAUUCCGUGACGUCGGCAACAGAAUUUUCUCACCAUCUCUCCUCUCGAGAUUCGCACAGUUCGCUGACUUCCUAAUCCCUGGCACCCUGAAUUUCCUGCACAAAACCAAAAUCUACGACAUAAACGAGCGCACCCAAACGUUUUUCCUGAAUCUGGUCAACAAAAUCGUCGGCGAGAGAGAAGGCAGGCCGAAAUCCAGGAAAGAUUUUAUGGAUUUGAUGAUCGAGUUGAAGGAGCAGAAGUUGAUAGAAAAGCGGGAGCACGACAAGGUGGCGAAGCUGGAGAUGAGCCCGGAGCUGAUGGCGGCGCAGGCCGUGGUGUUCUACGCGGCGGGCUUCGAGACCUCCUCGGCCACCAUGUCCUUCCUCAUCCACGAGCUCGCCUUCCACCAAGACAUCCAGCAGCGCCUGCACGACGAGAUCUGCGCCGUCACAGAAAAACACGGAGGCAAGCUCACGUACGAUGCUCUCAGCGAGAUGACCUACUUAGAAAUGUGCUUUGACGAAACAUUAAGGAAAUACCCGAUCGUCGGCACUUUGAUUCGCAAAGCUCUAGUAGACUAUCAGUUCCCAGGAACCAAGCUGAAGAUCGACAAGGGAACGGUGGUGUUCUUGCCAGUGGGAGGACUUCAAAGUGACUCGCAGUACUUUGAGAACCCUGACGAGUUUGAUCCGGAGCGGUUUUCUCCUGAAAACAAGGGAAAGAUACCGCAGUGCGUGUAUAUGCCGUUUGGAGAAGGGCCGCGUCAUUGCAUAGGAAUCCGAUUCGCGAAAGUGCAGUCAAUGAUCGGCUUGGCUGCGUUUCUCAAGAGAUUUAAAGUGACUCCAUCAGACAACAGCAAGAGAGACUUGAGCUUCGACGCUAAGAGCAUAACCUUGACCAGCGAUCGCGGUAUUUGGGUAAAAAUUACUAAACGAUAAUUACUUCGGUACCUGAUUUAGGGCCACUUGCACCAACAUAUUAAAUCUCGAUUUAGUGUCAAAUUUUAUAUGGACUGACAUUUCUUAAAUCGACAUUUGACACUAAAUCUAGAUUUAAUUUGUUGGUGCAAGGGGCCCUUAGUCUUAAAACUAUACGUGUGAGUAAAGUAGACACUUCUCGUGUACAUAAUUAUAAAUGUAUAAUGAUAAGAAUCUGUUAAAAUACAGAUAUGUAGAAUAUAUCAAUACAUAGUUAUGUAAACGAGAGGUGUCUACUUAGAUAAAUUAAAAUAAUUCUUGAAUUAUUAAAACUGUGAGAAUAGAGAUAAUGAGAUUAUUUUAUAUAGUACUUUACUGAUUUCUUCUUAAAUUAUUAUGAAGUGCCUGUAAUAAUUUACGUUAAAAACAUCUGUCUGUAGUGGACAACUUUUAACAGCGAAACUGUGAUCCUGACAGCGAUGUCAUUUGUGUGAUUAAUUUGCGAGGGGCUUUUCAAAAGUUCGCCCGUGCUUAUAUAAAUUUUAAGGCUAAUGAGUGUUUCUAACUUCUUUGUAGAGCCGAGUGGGGAAAUUGUUACUUCAAAACGCAUUUCAGGCUAAUGUCCCUAGGCUAGAAUAAGCUGGUCACAAAUCCGGGAAAGCACUUACUUACUGACUUAUUGUUCGUCUCACGUGGACAACCAUUGUAAUGAUGCUUUUUGAUUGGCACUGUAAUUAAUUUAAGGUUUUCUUUUGGGAGGUGUUUUUUUAUAUAUGUUAAGUUAUUGUAGGAUUGUAAAUUUUACAUUUAAAAUUAAAUAUUUAAAAAACC
Plutella xylostella (diamondback moth) is the source of this 2400-nucleotide messenger RNA. RefSeq names its product cytochrome P450 6B7. Lineage: Eukaryota; Metazoa; Arthropoda; Insecta; Lepidoptera; Plutellidae. Gene Ontology annotation, molecular function: monooxygenase activity; oxidoreductase activity, acting on paired donors, with incorporation or reduction of molecular oxygen; iron ion binding. The record is from RefSeq and is a predicted model, not a curated record.